Messenger RNA from Serpula lacrymans var. lacrymans S7.9, 2087 nucleotides. RefSeq lists its product as uncharacterized. Bases 1134 to 2024 code for a protein of 296 amino acids. Lineage: Eukaryota; Fungi; Basidiomycota; Agaricomycetes; Boletales; Serpulaceae. The transcript has 8 exons. The record is from RefSeq and is a predicted model, not a curated record.
AGAGUCAGAUCCUCAUCAAAAGCGUCAACGAGCAUGUCCACAGCAAACUAUCACUCCUUUGCUGUCGUAGGCGCAGGUCCUGCCAUUGGCAUCCCCAUCGUACGCGCCCUGCUUGCCCGCAGCGCUGCAGUCGUCGUCCUCAGACGCCCAGGGUCUUCGAGGGAAUUGCCAGAGGGGACUCGCGUCGUAUCAGUAGACUAUUUAGAUGUGCAGGCCGUUGCAUUGGUAUUGCAAGAGUACAAUGUAGACGUGCUCGUUUCCGCCGUCGCUUUUGAUGGCAUAUCAGCUCAGAGGCCCCUAGCGAAUGCUGCUAAAGCUGCGGGCGUCAAGCUCUUCAUGCCUUCAGAGUUUGGGAUGCCGACGGAAGGAAGCGAUGGCAUUUUGGGGCUCAAGUCACAUUUCGCUCUAUAUCUGCGGUCUAUCGAGCUCCCAUCUGCUCGAGUCUACGCUGGUCCAUUUUACGAAUCCAUUCCUUGGUUGACUGCUGUCCAGGAGACGGAUAAAUUCUUGAUUGUCGGUAACGGACGCACUCCCUUCUCUUCCACAGCAAGCGAGGACGUUGCAGGUGAAUAGCUCCCGCCUCAAACUCUACACUUCUCACUCCCCCUAUGUAGGUUUCAUCGCACACAUCCUGACCACCCUCCCGCCUGUCAAGCUCCACAACGCCACAUUUCGGAUCCAAGGCCACAGGAGCACCCUGUUCGACAUCGCCAGACUCUAUGCCCACAUAGCACCCGUUGAGUUCGUGGAUUUCAUUCCCCACGAAGUCCCCGAUGCACGGGCGAGGCAGUAUCUCCAGAAGAUGAUCGAGUUGGGUGCUGCUAGUACGGGCUGGGAUCCCUCCACGGGUAGAGAAGGCAAUCAGCCUGCUGGUAGCUCCAAUUCUCUUUGGGAGGGCCAUCAGUGGAAGAAGGUGAAGAAUAUCUUACACAUCUAAAUGUCUAGACACUUCGUCUUGCUUCAAGGCUCGAAAAAAAAGCAUUCAAUCACAGGGAGACGGAAGAUAUGUUUCGGUGCCGGCUUGACAUUCAAAUAGUCAUUCUGACUUUUAGUGAGUAAGUCUCCGGGACCGAAUGCUCCUCCUAUUUUACUGUAUAUAAGGCCCUAUUAAACGUCAAUCUUGAACAGAAACGAUGGCAAACACUACCCUCACAUCAGCAGCUGAGCUUCCCUACAAAUCAUUCGCCGUUGUAGGCGCAGGGCCCACUCUCGGCGUCCUUAUCGUCAGCGCUCUGCUCGCGCGGAAUGUACCAGUCAUAGUCCUCAUUCGUCCUUCGUCUACGAGGGAACUACCUGCAGGCGCGCAGGUCGUGCCAGUUGACUAUACCGAUGUGUCGGCGGUCGCUUCUGCCCUGCGUGAUCAUAACGUCGACGUCCUUGUGUCCACGCUUGCCUUUGCUGGGCUCUCGGCUCAAACACCCCUAGCCGAUGCUGCCAAAGAGGCGGGCGUCAAGCUUUUCGUGCCCUCGGAGUUUGGCACACCGACUGAAGGAGGGACAGAAGGUAUCUUACUGUUGAAGUCACAACUUGCCGCAUACUUGAAAUCUAUCGCUCUGCCAUGCGCUCGAGUAUACAACGGAGUGUUCUCUGAAUUUGUCCCAUUUAUAGCUGCCAUCCAUGAGACGAAGAAGUUCUUGAUAGUUGGGAAAGGAAAUACACCUAUUUCGUACACAGGAGUUGAGGACGUUGCAGGAUUCACCGCACACGUCCUGACCACGCUUUCGCCAUCCAAGCUUCAGGACGUCACAUUCCGGCUUCAAGGCCAGCGUGGCACCAUGUCCGAAAUCGCCAAACUCUACGAUGGUGUUGCACCUGUUGAGUAUGUGGAUGCGAUUCCUAGCGAGGUUCCCGCCGCGCAGGUGAGGGAGUACCUCCAGACAAAGUUUGAGACCGGUAUUGCUAGUUCAGGCUGGGACCUUGUCGCAGGUCGAGAGGGCGAAGAGGCAGCUGGAAGUUCGAAUGCUCUUUGGGAGGGUCAUCAGUGGAAGACGGUGAAGGAAGUGUUGAAUAUUCAAAGACAUUAGUCUGGUGUUAUGGAAUUUAAAUCUUCAAACGAGUGUCAGAUUUACCUAAUGGAUGAAAUAUCG